Aspergillus aculeatinus CBS 121060 is the source of this 471-nucleotide messenger RNA. RefSeq names its product Ribonuclease/ribotoxin. The record is from RefSeq and is a predicted model, not a curated record. NCBI's taxonomy places the organism in Eukaryota, Fungi, Ascomycota, Eurotiomycetes, Eurotiales, Aspergillaceae. The transcript is spliced from 2 exons. The coding region runs from base 1 to 471 and encodes 156 amino acids. Gene Ontology annotation, molecular function: RNA nuclease activity; RNA binding.
AUGCGUGUAAGCAUCAAGUCCCUUUUUGUGGCCUUCCUCGCCCUCAGCAGCGUGGCAUGCCACCCCAUUGCGAAAUCCCCAAUGCAACAGAACGCAGAGAUCAUCGAUAUAUCCGAACGCGACCUCGACGCCCGCGCCAGAAUCAGACCGGUCAACUGCGGUGGCCAGCGGUUCGAUGGAUCUGAUAUCAACGGUGCGCGCAGACAAGCCUGGGCCGUACAUGAAGCCAAGGCGAGAAACUCAUACGGAUACAACAAGUACCCGGAAUGGUAUGAGAACCACGAGAAGCUAUUUGUCUCAACCAGUGACCUGUACGAGUAUCCUCUUACCUCUGGUGGCGUCUACUCUGGUAAGGGCGACGCGGGUGUGGGUCAUUACCGAGUGGUUGUGAACGAGCACAAUAAGUACAUGGGCGCCAUGUAUCAUCCCACGGGACUGGAUAAUAGGUUCAAGUUGUGUGAUGUCGAGUAG